AUGCAUGAUCAUGCCUUUGUCAUUAUCUUAAGUUCUCAUCGCCAACGUUCCCUUUGCAGGUAUGUGUUCGUUGACAUCGGUAUCGAUUUGGCACAUUUUAUUAACAGUUUGAGGGAUAAUUUCGAAUCAACUCUGCAUUUGGCCUUAGUCUCUACAAUCCAAUUCGUGACUAGUCUUCAGGCGGCCAAAACAGCGUUGGAAAAAAUCGGGUUCAAAAUCACCAUUCCUCAGGUGGCUCCGUUGUCUCCCGGUGAAGUGUUGGGAUGUACAUCACCCAAAAUUCAAAACGCUGAUGCGCUGAUUUAUCUCGGUGACGGCCGCUUUCAUCUGGAGUCCGUGAUGAUCGCCAAUCCGUUGUUACCCGCAUACCGAUACAAUCCGUAUGACAAAUCGCUUACACACGAACAGUACGACCACACUGUGAUGCGCUCACGACGCAAGGCCGCUGUGGAUGCCGCUAGGGAAGCCAAUUUUUUCGGUCUUAUUUUGGGUUCCCUCGGCAGGCAAGGUUCUCCAGUGGUUCUCCAGAGACUGCAAAAUCGUUUGACUGAACUGGGCAAACGGUUUGUGGUCGUCGUGUUGUCUGAAAUCCUUCCAAACAAACUGGCCAUGUUCGAGGACCAAGUCGAUGUGUGGAUACAGGUCGCUUGUCCUCGACUCAGUAUCGACUGGGGCACAGAAUUUCCCAAACCUCUGCUUACUCCGUUCGAGGCAGCUAUAGCUCUGGACAUGACGGAGCAACAGAUCGAACACAACACAGUCUACCCAAUGGAUUACUACGCUUUGGGAAGCAUUGGUCCAUGGACACCGAACCACCCAGAAAAAUCGGAACGUAUCAUUAAUGUGUACCAAUGCAAAUGUGAUAUGAAUGCAUUUUCUUAUUCUUUUUUAUCACCAUCCAUCGGGACAGUUAUUCACCUCAAAUGGUCAUUGAAUUUGUACAACGAACUAUGGUAGUUUCCUGGUAACCUUAUGUAUACCAUCGUGGUAUGCAUGGACCUUUCAAUUUUGAGAAAACAAGCACUGAUAGAUGCGCGCAUUUCGUAUUUCCUGAUCAGUGCCAAUACAAUAUAGAAAAAAAUUUGAGCCCUUGCUUCGUACA
Dicrocoelium dendriticum is the source of this 1102-nucleotide messenger RNA. The record is from the annotation of a GenBank genome assembly. Lineage: Eukaryota; Metazoa; Platyhelminthes; Trematoda; Plagiorchiida; Dicrocoeliidae.